Molecule: messenger RNA, 4327 nt
Organism: Anguilla anguilla (European eel)
Lineage: Eukaryota; Metazoa; Chordata; Actinopteri; Anguilliformes; Anguillidae
Gene: gsap
Product: gamma-secretase activating protein
Exons: 32
Coding region: 347-2914 (855 amino acids)
Biological process (GO): positive regulation of amyloid-beta formation
Cellular component (GO): trans-Golgi network
Source: RefSeq, a predicted model, not a curated record
UUCACAGAAGGAUGGCCACAGCGAGAUUUGUUCCGUGUAGUUGGAACUCAAUGGGAAUUCUCCUUUGCACUGAAAACUUGCGAGGUUGCGGAUAUUGACAUGUGGGGCGUGCACUUUCUUCUUGUGUUAACAAAACAAAGAUAACAAUAUCCGUCUAACCAAGGGGUGAAAAAAACAUGUUAACUGCAGCUAUCACAUGAUGUCGCAUCUGCCAUUCGCCGUUUCCGUGGCAUAGUAGGCUACCUUUCGGGUCCUGUAAAAUCGAGUGUUUUGUAGUAUGUCUUUUCAGCAGAACUUUUUUAUAUUUUGCUGACCGGAAGUGGUAGAGAGAAUAAAUAUUGUCCACAUGCUGACUUUACGCACAACUUUUGAUCUCCAGAAAGAUGUUGUUUCGCACAUUUCAACUAAGGACGACACCGCGAGACGAAUAAAAGCUGAGGCAGACGCCCGGUUUCUUAACGUGGAGAAAGAUGGAAGUGUUCUGUAUUCAUGGAAAGGGUCUACCGGGAACACCAGGAUAGGGAAGUACGAUCCCAGCACCAAGCAAAAUAAGCUUCUGUACACUUUUGACAAGGAGGUGUUUGUGAGCAGCUGCUCUGUAAACAAGGAAGAGACGCUGCUUGCUGUCAGUCUGUCACGGUGUGCAAAGACACAGGACGGUUUACAACCAAUUUCAAAGUGUAGAACGCUGCUUAUCGAGAUUCAUCCGCAAAACAACAUCAAAGUCCUGAAAGCAGUCGACUGUAGAAUCAGAGUCCAGUUUUUAGACCCUGAAACGGAGAAGAAAAAUGUGCGUGAGAGUCACCUUCUGCUGUUUGCAGAAGAUGGGUACAUUGAACAAUUCCAUAUAUUCCUUGUCAAACAAGAAGGGUACAGAGUGGUGAUUCAGAACCCAGAACGGCUGGUCAAAGACCGGGUUACAGAAGAGUUCAGCUGGGUGCAAUGGGACAUGGAGGCACAGAGACUCUUCUACCUCGCCUCCGGGGAAAAAUCCAUGCUGAAAUGUGUGCAGUUUUACCCAGACUGCAACUUUGAAACUCUGUUUGAGCUGCCGCUGGAGUUGGCUACCAGCCUGUUCACCUCUGUGAGGUUCACUAACCUGGGAUAUGAUCAUUAUAAUGCUGAGGAGUUGGAAGAUGAGGGAAUGAAGCUUAUGGUUUUCACCAGUAGGACAGACAGGAGCAUGUGCGUUUGCUAUAGCCAUCCUGUACAAGUUAACGAGGACUUCGCUUACACAAUUGCCUUUGUGCACAGAGGCUAUAGAAAAACCUUCAGUGUGUCCCUACAAGGAGCCCCAGCGCCCAGGGCCAGAGACUUGCUCUUUCUCUCUCUGGAUUAUUACAUUGUGGUGUACCUGCCCGGGCACUUCCUGCAUUUUAUCAACAGCAGGCAGCAGGACGUGCCCUGCCACAGCCUCUUCCUCUCAGGGGCAGAUGCUAGGCUGGGGCAGCUUGGGCCUGGCAGUGUGGUUCUGACCCUCCCCGACACCAAGCUGCUGGAUGUGCGGUCAGGGAUGGUGUACAGGGCCGAGAUCAGCCACACCUCCAUGCUGGACUUCCUGUGCAGGAGCAGGCUGGACUCUCAGCGGCUGGCCUCCCUGCACUGCAUGCUGGUCUACAUGAGCCCCGAUCCGGAGGUUGAGUUGAGGAUCAUAGACUGGAUCUGUGAUGACGUCAUGGCUUUGGAGAACUUUGAUCAAAUUCAGGAAUUCAUACUGGCUUCCCUGUACAGGAUGGUGUACCAGCAGUCUCUCAGUCUGGACAGAGUCCUGCCAUAUUCAUCUGUGCUGGAGAGGAAGGACUUGCCUCUUGGUCUGAAAGAGAUCCCUGGGGUGAAAUGUACAUCCGAGCUCCUCUUUGAGCCGGUGUUUAAGGGAAAACCCAGGCACUUCAAAGGAUACUGGGAGGAACUCCAGUGGAACAUGGAGAAGAUGAAAUACUUUGAAGCGGUUCCAAACCCCAGAUACAGAACCUCUCUGAUCCAGGCCGACUGGUCCCGCUUGCUGGCCGAAAUGAAUUCUGAGGAGAAGAAGCAUGCCAACAAUUUUCGGCACAUUGAAGAGAACACCAAAAAAGUGCUGUCCAUGGUGGAUACCUGGCGUUUAGACAAGAAGGUGGUCCCCCUCUUCCAGGAGGAGGAUCAACAGCAGAGGGCGCUGAUUGGCUUAAUGGUGGACAAGCUGAGGGAGCACUUGAACAGGCAUUUACCUCGCCUGGGAAAGAAGAAGAUUGACGUACUUGUCGUCAAUUACGUGGCAAAGCUGCUGGAGCUGCUCAGACACAUGCUGGAGUCGGUGUGGCUGAAGUACCAGCUGGGCCCUCACGUGCUUUCUUUUAAGCAGAAGGGUGGCCGAGCCGAGUGGGCAGUCUUUCACGUGAUGAGCCGAAUUCUGGAAGCUAUGAAAGGCCUGUGUCUGCCCCUCCCUCCCGGAUACCACACUUUGCUGUCCGUGCUGGGGGUGCGCUGUCUUCCUCGCCACACCUUCCUGCAGUAUGUGGACCAUGGCCUGCUGCAGCUCACUGAGCCCUUUGUGUCACGCCUAAUGACAGACCUGGACAACAGUGACGACAAUGAAAAGCUGAAGUUUAGUAUUAUGAAGAGACUUCCUGAGUCCAUGGAGCAGAAGCUCUUUCAGCUGUGGGAUCACCCAAUCAGCUCGGCUUGUAUAUCCAGGAAGUACGUCCAAGGGCUACUCGAGAGACAAGCCAAGACAAAAGGCUCUGUCUUCGUGGAAAGGAGCACAUCAGGCCUCCAGCCUGAGUUCCUGCCUCUCACCUACCUCACCAAAAUUCUCUCCAAUAUAGAAAGUCAAGUGCUGAACCCGUUUGAGGAGCAGGAGAACGUGGACGCCAGGUUUGUUGAGGAUACGGCGCUGAAGCAGACCCUCAUCUUGCUGGGGCUGGAGGAGAAGUGAGGGCAGAGGGCAGAGCUAGCCUGAUGCAGAACCCCUAAAGACUAACACCAGGGUGCAGCACUAAGGCCUCUCUCACACAUGGCUCGUUUGAUCUCUUGAUCCUAAUACAAGUGUGGUGUGGUUCUGCACUAGGACAGGUAUCUUCAGCUCUGAUCCUAGGGGGAUGCAGGGUAUGGCGUGAGAUGUUACUCACCAAUUGAUCAAUUAAAGAAUUUAAUUACACAGUUUUCCUCACCUGGUUGACUGUGUCUUAACUAGUUUCUGAUUUUAAGAUGGAGAAAAAAAAAAAACGGCACACCCAGUAGCCCUCUAUCAGUUGAGGACCUCACGUGUGGGUCAUGUCUUUAUGUUAUGUAGUUUGUUCCUGAAUUUGCAGAAGGGCAGUGUCUUCCACAUAUAGACACAACAGAUAGAAAUCUCUUCCAUUAGUUUGCUAGCCCUGAGGGACUGAGGAAGAAAAGGACAUUGGUACAUGGGGCGGUAGUAGUAGUAUAAUGGGGAGGGAAAUGGUUUUGUAACCUAAAGGUUGCAGGUUCCUGGGAAGGACACUGCCAUUGUACCCUUGAGCAAAGUACUUAAACUGCAUUACACUUCAGUAUAUAUCCAGCUGUAUAAAUGGAUACAAUGUAAAAUGAUGUGAGUCACUCUGAAUAAGAGCAUCUGCAAAAAAAAAAAAAAGCCUGGUUCAAAUUGCCUGCAAUCACCACCGUGCCUCUAAUAUGUUCCAAAGGGUUUCUGGCACAGGUUUAAAAAAAGGAACUAGGUACUACUGGAAAUAUCAAAUGUGAAACUAAAACGAAAAAAAAAAAUCUGGUUCUCAUCCUGCAGCAGGUGAACCGAACGCCUGAAUUUGAGUUUGACCGUAUGUGACUUCAAUUUCAGUUGAAUUUUCCUGGAUUAGAGAGAACCUGUGUGAACAUGCCCUGAGAGAAUGCCAUUUGUACACAGCUCCCUGCAGCUCAGCGAGACUUCUGGGAAAUGGCUGACUUUAAUGCAUCUUGGACCGCUCCACAGGAGCACCAUCGGAAGGCAAUUACUGGGCCUGGCUGCGGCAUUAGUGCAGCGUAAUUUCCGAUUCGCUGUGAGCAGUCCUUGUGACAUCCACUUUGCUCAGCCUUGAAUUAAAACGGGAAGCCCACACAAGCUUACAGUAAGGCCGGAAAUCAUCAUCACUAUCUUAGGUAAUAGGCAUUUGCUGGAUAUUUCCUUUCCCAGUGACUUAUUGUGUGAUUAUCAGGAGGAAAUUAACUACAAUAAGCACAUCUGGAAAUCGGUAUAUUAGACCCAAAAUAAAUCUUGCGUACUGAUAAACUGGAAAAGGGAUUUUUUUCACAAGUGUUUGUGUUUAUGCAGUGUGGACCCCACUGUAUUGUGCAACUGUUUUGUAAAUAAAAAGACAUAUUUGAAGAUGAA